AUGGAACCAAUACCUAACAAUCCUGAGUAUGUACGAUACAACAUAUCUGGCAAUAUCUUCGAAGUCCCCGCAAAGUAUAAGCCACCGAUCAUGAUUCUUGGCAGAGGUGGUUGUGGCCUCGUUUGUUCGGCCGUGAAUUCAGAGACCAAUGAGACAGUAGCAAUAAAGAAAAUCAUUCAUGCAUGUGAAAACCCAAUCCAGGCAAAGAGAACUCUCCGUGAAAUCAAGCUUCUUCGUCACUUAGAACAUGAAAACAUUGUUGAAAUCAAAGACAUAAUAGUGCCUCCUCAGAGAGAUGCUUUUGAAGAUGUUUACAUUGCUUAUGAAAUGAUAGACAGUGACCUUCACAAAGUCAUAACAUCGAAUGAGAAACUAACCAAGAAUCAUUACCAGUAUUUCUUGUAUCAAAUCCUGCGCGGAUUAAAAUAUAUUCAUUCGGCCAAUGUGUUACAUAGAGAUUUAAAACCGAGCAAUCUCCUUGUGAGUGUGGCUUGUGAUUUAAAGAUCUGUGACUUCGGGCUUGCACGUGUGGCUUCAGAGACUCAUGCAAUGACUGAGUAUGUUACCACAAGAUGGUACCGUGCACCAGAGCUUCUGUUGAACUCUUCUGCUUAUACCACAGCUAUAGAUAUGUGGUCUGUGGGAUGUAUAUUCGUGGAACUGAUCACUGGUCGAACGCUCUUCCCCGGAAGAGAUCGUGUUCAUCAGUUUCAUUUGAUUCUUGAGUUGAUAGGCUCUCCAACCGAAUAUGACACUGGAUCGUUGAAUAAUAGUGCUAAGCAAUACUUAAGGCAGCUUCCUUGGUUUGAUCGCCAAUCAUUCUAUCUUAAAUUCCCAAAUGUGCCUCACUCAGCUAUUGACUUGAUUGAGAAGAUGCUAAAGUUUGACCCUAGACAGAGAAUCUCAGUUGAUGAUGCACUUGCUCAUCCAUUUCUCGAGAAGUUGCACGACAUUACCGAUGAACCAAUUUGCAAGACUCCCUUCGAAGUUGGUUUAGAGGAACAGCCACUCACAGUGGAGCAGAUUAAGGAGUUAAUCUACCAAGAAGCUCUAGCUUUCAAAGCUGACCAUCAACAAGCUGAAGAGAAACAGUAGCUUUACCUUGGAAGCA
Molecule: messenger RNA, 1111 nt
Organism: Raphanus sativus (radish)
Lineage: Eukaryota; Viridiplantae; Streptophyta; Magnoliopsida; Brassicales; Brassicaceae
Product: mitogen-activated protein kinase homolog MMK1-like
Exons: 6
Coding region: 1-1095 (364 amino acids)
Biological process (GO): protein phosphorylation; intracellular signal transduction
Cellular component (GO): nucleus; cytoplasm
Molecular function (GO): protein serine/threonine kinase activity; ATP binding
Source: RefSeq, a predicted model, not a curated record